CUUGCAAUCAGCUGAUUGUAAGUUAUUUACAUGAGUCUGAAUCGAGAUAUAUAUAUAGACUAUCACCAUGGCGGCGGCGUCGGAAGUUUCAAAUGCGGUUGACAUUACGAAAAUCAAGGAGGCAGUGGAUGCUUUGUACGACUUCAGAGAUCACUUUUUUGAGAAAAAUGCAAUUGAUCGUGCAGUCCACAAGGCAGAAGAGGUCAAACAAGAGCUGCAGAAAACUCUCACAUUGUUUGAUGGAAUAGAAGACAACAUUGAUGCAAGCAGCAAGGCACAGAUGCUACUCCAGAAAGGCCGAGCCUGGAACAUCCUACCUAGCUUCAGUCCAGAGGCACUAGAUGCUCUUUCUAGGGCGGUCAAACUAGACCCCCAAAUGGUGGAAGCAUGGAACAACCUUGGGGAAACAUAUUGGAAGAAAAAUGAUGUCAAUGCUGCUAAGAAUUGCUUCGAAGGAGCUCUGAACUAUCAAAACAACAAGGUAUCUCUAAGAAACCUGUCGAUGGUGUUGAGACAGCUAGGGACUGACCAGAUGGAGAAAGCUAAGAAUCUUCAAGAUAGUGUAGAGCAUGCUAAGAAGGCUGUAUCUCUUGAUAUGAACGAUGGAAUUUCAUGGUUUAUAGCUGGCAAUGCUUAUCUCUCUAUGUUCUUUAUGACUGGUCAGAAGCCAGGAAUGUUAAAGCAAUGUCAUGGAGCAUAUGCACAGGCUGAACGUGAUGUAAUAGCAAAAUCUAACCCAGAUCUUCACUUCAACAAAGCAACUAUCUUCAAGUUUCAAGAAGAGUAUGAGUUAUCCUUAGAUGGUUUCCAGCAAGCUAAGGCAUUGGAUCCAGUGUGGGAGGAACCAGAUCAGAAGAGAGAAGAACUUCUUAGCUAUCUAGCUAGGAUUACAGAACUAACCAAAGCAAAGGGCAAAUUAAAAGCCAAGCGUCUACAGCAGCUGAUGUCUUCGUUCAAGCAGAAUGACCUUGGUCCAUACGGUGGCGGGUCAUAUACCUCACCAAAUGGUCAAGCGGUCAAGCUAGAACAGUGUGUGCUGUCCAGAUUACAGGAAGGAGCUAAUCCAGAGAAGGUGGUUGUUGGGAAGGUGGUGUGUAGCAUUGCAACCGAGGAACUCAUUCCAUUUACCUUUGCUAUGCUUGAUUCAGAGGGGUCCUGCUACUCUGUCAAUGUGUAUAACAUUGCCCAAGGUCAAGGGGUCAUCAUAGGUGAUACUGUUGCAAUACCAGAGGCAUACCUUCAGAGGAUAGACUUCACUGUAGAUAAUAAGCACAUCCAGUUUUCUUCCCUUCGAGUGAAUACACCUGUAGCGCUGGUAGUGAACGGUAAGAAGCUUGGUAUAGACAAGCAAGCACCUGCCACGGUGUCACUCAGUGCUAAGAGUGAUUAACCAACCUUCAGUCUUUCUCCUCUAAUGUUUGUGUUAACUGGUAGUUAUUGUAUACAUGUCAUAUGUUCUGUGCUAUACCUUUUGCUAUUAUUACAUGUGGAACCUUGUAAUAAAGAACACUAAUGAAAAAAAAACUCUCAUUUGUUAAAAAUAAUGAUUUAUGAUAGGUCCAUUUAUAUAGCGCAGCUGCUAUAUGAAUAUUCUACUGUGCAUAAUAAAGUAUCAUAUUAUUGCCACAAUUAUAGCUGAGCCACCAUAAAUAAGGUGCUAAGGCAUUCAAGGAAUUUCUUACUACUGUGUACCAAUUUACUUCAAAUGUAGAUUGAUGUCUUGCCAAAGGACAUUACCGCAGUAUAAUAAGCUAAUAUUACCAGUGCCACUUCCUUGUUUUCUAUUAUUUUGAUAGCCCUGAAUUUUUCAUUAGAACAGCAUAAAGUAUGCACAUGUAAAUAGAACAUUUCUGUGGUUCUUUAUCCAUGUUAAAGUAUGUCAUGUGAGGAAUAUACACAUUUGGUUUAACUGCUACAGAGUUUUGAAGAGAAGAAAAAAAAUAUUUGCUCUACAUUUGAAAUCUGGUUAUUUUGUGUUUGUUUUUUAAUUUUCAGCAGUAUUUUUUAGAUUUUUUGGUAAAAUCAUCUUGAGAAGGAAUUUUUCAAGCUGUUUUGUGUGCUGAUAAUAUUUUUUUUCUUCCAUUUCCAAAAGUGGAGAAAAUUUGAUUUUCUGUAAUUGACUGUUGAGCAUUUACUAUACCUUCUAAACCUUUAAUACUAUAUACAAGAUAUUUUGUAACACUUGUUUAUUGUUUGAUGAGAAGAACAGUCAGCUGAAUAUACUAGGUUAUUCAUUUGUGAGUUGAAUUGAUUCUCUCUUCAACUACCAUAAUGGUAUGCCUUUUUAUAUGGGACAUUACUUUUGUACUAUGCUUUGUUUAUACUGUAAUAUUUUAUACUGUCAGAAAACAUGUUUUCCGGCAUGUUGUUAUGCCUCCUUUCAUAUUCACUAUGAUAUGCAGGUACACAUUUUUUAUUGAAAUUUAAAAAAAAAAAAAUUUGUUUACGGUAUGCUUUUGACUUUAAAUUUUUGACUAGAGGUCACAUAUAUGACAGUGAAAGUGAAUAAAACGGCACAGGGAAAUGUGAUUUCAAAGGUCAUUUUGUUUUGAAAGCUCUUGUUAUUGACUUUCCUAAAAGUACUUCAUUGAAAUUUGGCCCAUUCUGAAUAAUAAGCCGACACGUUUAUGUGACACCUUAUCUCUCUGAAUAACUCUGGACAAAAAAUUUGAUACAGCAUUUAUUGUAGACAUCGGGGCAUAUCAAUAGUGAUCCAUUUGGUGAAAAUUGAAGUGUAGAUGCAAACAGAAUGAAAAUGUUAAUCAUUCCAUGACUUUGGUCGAGUUUGGAAUCAGGGUGUAUUUUUUAUAUAUGUAAGAAAAGAUUUGACUAAAUUAGUAUAUUGAAAAAUAUUGAUAUUAAACCCAUCACCUGUGUCUACUUAAAAAAGAGGGAUUAUAUAUAUUAACAGUAGUGUUGGUGAGGGGGGGGGGGUCAGUAUAGACCCUUGUAAUAAUUGGAAUCGACUCACUUGAAAGACUUUUACAUGAAAGACAGAAUACAUGUUCAUGUACGGUACACAUCAGUGUUAAGAGGAAACAUGGUUUCAUUUUUUACCUGUUUAUGAAUGAAUGUGCCGUGUAUUGCAAGCUGCCUUGUUUUCAUAGUUGUAAAAAGUGUUAAUAAACAAUGCGUGCAAUUUAUAAAA
Messenger RNA from Strongylocentrotus purpuratus (purple sea urchin), 3148 nucleotides. It is a transcript of the gene ttc5, whose product is annotated as tetratricopeptide repeat protein 5. The record is from RefSeq and is a predicted model, not a curated record. Gene Ontology annotation, molecular function: protein binding. NCBI's taxonomy places the organism in Eukaryota, Metazoa, Echinodermata, Echinoidea, Camarodonta, Strongylocentrotidae. The transcript is spliced from 10 exons. Bases 68 to 1390 code for a protein of 440 amino acids.